AUGGCUUCAAGGGUGGACAUAAUAGUUUUCUUGUGUUUUCUCCAUGCUUGCAACAAUUUCGCCGAAGCCAACUGGGGAUUAUCUACAAAAGAAGAGUUGGAAUUCAAGAAGCAACUUGUAAAUCUUAAGAAGUCUGCAAUUAAAAGCAUUCAAACAGGAGAUGGAGAUAUAUACGACUGUAUUGAUUUCUACAAACAACCCGGCUUUAAUCACCCUUUUUGGAAGAAUAUUACAUUUGAGAUGAAACGUAAGUUGUUUGAAGAAGCAAGGACAACCAAUUUGAAUUCACUAUUAAAUACUGGGCUUAAAGGCAUAGGGUGUCCUUAUGGAACAGUUCCGAUUAGGAGAGUCCGUAAAGAUGACUUGUAUGCAAUACUUCGAACAAAAGUUGAUCCCAAUAGAAAGCUUGAUGGAAUUGAAUCAUACUUUCGCUUCGUUAACCCAAGAGGAAUUACUGGAUCCCAGUAUAGUGCAUUUCGGAUGACAGUUUCAAACGAUCUUGACAGUAUAAAAACAGGUUUUACGGAAAUACGUGGCGGACCAAAUUCAACAAAAUUUCUUUGGACAUUGUACUUCAAUGACCAAAAUUCCGUAGUUGGUUUUUGGCCCCCGACUCUAUUUGGCAAAUUAAGUGAGUUCGGCAAUCAAGCUGACUGGGGAGGAGAAGUUUAUAGUCCAUUAGACCAACCUAGUCCCCCAAUGGGCACCGGUAUUCGUCCGCAUUCGUGGUCUUGGAACACGAGAUCUUCAUCUGUUAGUUGGCGUAUUGCUUGUGCAUAUAAGAAGGAAAAAUUUCAUUUUGUCAAUCCAAUCGAUACGGAGUUGUAUGCUUCUGAUCCACAUAUAUACAUUAUCGUAGAUGCUGGAUAUUAUAAUGAAAAGAGUGGACGUCUGAUUAUAUAUGAUGGUCCUGGUGGAAUCAAAGGAGCUAAUUGA
Molecule: messenger RNA, 936 nt
Organism: Alnus glutinosa
Lineage: Eukaryota; Viridiplantae; Streptophyta; Magnoliopsida; Fagales; Betulaceae
Exons: 5
Coding region: 1-936 (311 amino acids)
Source: RefSeq, a predicted model, not a curated record